AAGAAGAAGAAGAAGAAGAAGAAAGAGGAACAACUGGAAGAAGAAGAAAAACUAGAACAACAACAGCUGAAAGACAAAACAAGCUUUAAGCUUUAAAUUGAAUCUGAUGUAGUCAGCUUUAAACUCAGGUUCAGUUAUUCAGCGAAAAGACCAACAGACUCAGACAUUUGGAACAAAGAGUCAGAUCAGCAGAACUCAAAUCACGGACAUGUCGGCUGAAAUUACGUCACUCUUGUUGUUUGUCGUGUUUGUGUCUGCAGAGCCGACAAUCAUCAUACAGUCUGGACAGGACGUCACUCUGACAUGUCGAGCUCCAAACGACAGCAUCAGAGUUCUAAAGUGGAGAAGAGAAGUACUGGAAACAGAAUCUGUGCUUUUGUACCCCGGUGGCCACUUGGUUCCUGACGACCAGCAUCCAUCUUUUAAGAACCGGGUGGAUCUGCAGGACAGACAGAUGAAGGAUGGAGACGUGUCUUUGAUUCUGAAGAAUGUGAUGCCUGAUGACGCUGGAACAUACGAGUGUCAUGUCUACAUGGAAGAAACGCGCUCAUGGAACCUCAUCAACAGCAUCCACCUGAGUGUUCCUCCAGAUCCGACAAUCAUCACAGCUGAGUCUGGACAGAACGUCACUCUGACAUGUCGAGCUCCAAGCAACAUCAGAGAUAUAAAGUGGAGCAGAGCUGACAUGGAGUCAAAAUAUGUCCUUUCAUACUGGAAUGGUCACUUUGAUCAAUCCAACCAGCAUCCAUCUUUUAAGAACCGGGUGGACCUGCAGGACAGACAGAUGAAGGAUGGAGACGUGUCUUUGAUUCUGAAGGACGUGACGAUUAAUGAUGCUGGAACAUACAUGUGUGAUGUUUUAAUGGCAGGAAUAUUCUCAUGGGAGCCCAUCCGCCUUAUCCUCCUGAGUGUUUCUCCAGAUCCGACAAUCAUCAAAGCUGAGGCUGGACAGAACGUCACUCUGACAUGUCGAGCUCCAAACAACAACAUCAUGGUUGUAAAGUGGAAAAGAGAAGUACUGGAAACAGAAUCUGUGCUUUUGUAUCGGGAUGGUCAGUUUAAACAAUACAACCAGCAUCCAUCUUUUAAGAACCGGGUGGAUCUGCAGGACAGACAGAUGAAGGAUGGAGACGUGUCUUUGAUUCUGAAGGAUGUGACGAUUAAUGAUGCUGGAACAUACGAGUGUCGUGUCCUCAUGGAAGACACGCUCUCAUGGGAGAUCAUCAGCAUCCACUUAACUGUUGUUGUUCGUCCAGACCAGAAAAACAUCACAGCCGAGUCUGGACAGAACGUCACUCUGACAUGUCGAGCUCCAAAUAACAACAUCAGAGUUGUAAAGUGGAGCAGAGCUGACCUGGAAGAUAAAAAUAUUCUUUCUUUCCGGGACGGCCAGUUUGAUCCAGACAGCCAGCAUCCAUCUUUUAAGAACCGGGUGGAUCUGCAGGACAGACAGAUGAAGGAUGGAGACGUGUCUUUGAUUCUGAAGGAUGUGACGAUUAAUGAUGCUGAAACAUACAAGUGUCAGGUCUUCAUCAGAGAAACACGCUCAUGGCAGCUCGUCAGCAUCAUCACACUGAGUGUUGUUGAUCCUCCAGGUCAGACAGGAGGACACACAGAGGAUGGAGGGAAGAAGGAGGAUGGAUCUGUUGGACUGCUUCUUGGUCUGAGUGUUUCUGCUGUGUUUCUUGUUGCUGUUGUUAUUGUUUUUCUGAUCUACAGGCAAUACAAACGACAGAACCGGGAUUUUAACUAGCAUCCUGUUGAGCUGCAGCAGGUUGAAAUGUCUCAGAGCUUUUUCCAGCUUUGAGUCUGCUGUUGAUGUUCAGAGUUCUGGGUGUUGUCAGUGUUUAAAAUCAUGCAGCAACAGAUGAACUGAGCACAGACAGCAAGCUCACAGUACUAUAUGUUUAUUUCAUUUUUACUCAGUGUUUUUGUUUUGAAGUUUAAAAGAGUGUCCUACUGAUCAACAGACCGCACGGCCUCUUCUGACUUCAGUAUCAUAACGUCGACCAGUGAACUUUGAGUGAACUUUGCAUAAUCUGCAUAACCUUUUCAUUAAAUCCAGUUCAUCAGAUCUUCCAGCUACAACACUAAUAUGAAAUAUGUAAAUAUAUAAAGUACAUAUUCAUGUAACUGCAGCUCGAGUGUCUGUUUGGGUCCCUGUGAUGUAAAUUUCAUCCUUAGUGAGAGCGAGGGUUCGUGUGGAGGUCCAACUACCUGCAGUCUGCAGAGAAUUUACUUUACAGUGACCCAACUGUGCAGCCAGGCAGGACCCUUCAAAGAAGUCCAACAGGAAGGACUGUGUCUGUGUCUGCAGCAGAGUCUAAUCCUGGCUUUGUAGAUACAUACAGACAUAUGAAGCUGAAUGAUGUCAACUUCUUCAUGCUUCUGCUUCUCUUUAACUUUUCUGUGUCAAUAAAGGUUUUCAUGCAAACCUC
Molecule: messenger RNA, 2438 nt
Organism: Pelmatolapia mariae (spotted tilapia)
Lineage: Eukaryota; Metazoa; Chordata; Actinopteri; Cichliformes; Cichlidae
Product: neural cell adhesion molecule 2-like
Exons: 6
Coding region: 209-1753 (514 amino acids)
Biological process (GO): T cell receptor signaling pathway; regulation of cytokine production
Cellular component (GO): external side of plasma membrane
Molecular function (GO): signaling receptor binding
Source: RefSeq, a predicted model, not a curated record